Molecule: messenger RNA, 2058 nt
Organism: Lates calcarifer (barramundi perch)
Lineage: Eukaryota; Metazoa; Chordata; Actinopteri; Centropomidae
Gene: trit1
Product: tRNA isopentenyltransferase 1
Biological process (GO): tRNA modification
Cellular component (GO): mitochondrion
Molecular function (GO): tRNA dimethylallyltransferase activity; ATP binding
Source: RefSeq, a predicted model, not a curated record
CAUGCGCACGGGUGUCAGCUGGGCGCCUAGGCGUAAGCAUCAUGGCGGCGUCCACUCGUAGCGUGCAGUGCGCUUUGCGUAGAGCGAUAGCUCCGUCUUUGGUGGUGAUUUUAGGAGCUACCGGCACCGGCAAAUCCAAGCUGGCGAUCGAGAUCGGAAAACGGCUUCGAGGAGAAAUAAUCAGCGCCGACUCCAUGCAGGUGUACCAGGGUCUGGACAUCAUCACCAAUAAGGUGACAGCUGAGGAGCUCUCCCAGUGCAGACAUCACAUGAUCAGCUUUGUGGACCCACUUGUUAGCAGCUACACGGUGGUGGACUUCAGAAACAAAGCCCUGUCUCUAAUAGAUGACAUGCACAGCAGAAACAAACUGCCAAUCAUUGUUGGGGGAACAAAUUAUUACAUUGAGUCUCUGCUGUGGAAAGUCCUGCUGGAUACAGGGCAGGAAAAUGAAGAGUUAGGGGAUGGAGGAGAUGGGGCUCCACACAGGAAGUUGGAGCUGGAAAAACUUGGAGGGGCUGAGUUACACAAACGACUGGUGGAGGUGGACCCCAAAAUGGCUGCCAUGUUGCACCCCAAUGACAGACGCAAGAUUGCCAGGAGCCUGCAAAUCCAUGAGGAGACAGGUGUCCCUCAUAGUCACUGGCUGGAGGAGCAAAGGGGGCAGGAUGGAGGCAAUGGACUGGGGGGCCCACUGAGGUACCCAGACCCCUGCAUCUUCUGGCUACACGCUGACAUGGAGGCUCUAGACAAGCGGUUGGACGCUCGUGUAGAUGAGAUGUUGUCUGCAGGACUGAUAGAGGAGCUUAGAGACUUCCAUGUCUGCUACAAUCAGCAGAAAGUCCAGGAUGACAGUCAGAACUAUGAACAUGGGAUUUUCCAGUCGAUUGGUUUUAAGGAGUUUCAUGACUAUUUGACUGCUCCUGAAAGCAGCACCCAACAGGAGAAAGACACACUACGAAACAAAGGUAUAGAAGCUGUGAAGAUUGCUACAAAGCGUUACGCCCGUAAACAGAAUAAAUGGGUCCGUAACCGCUUUCUUAAACGACCUGGAGACAACGUGCCAGCGGUGUAUGGCCUGGAUGUGACGGACGUGUCGAGGUGGGAGGAGACGGUGCUGAACCCUGCACUGCAGAUACUGGGCAGUCUCAGUAAGGGUGAGGAGCCGACUAUUCUGCCAAUAAGAGUACAGGAGGCGGGGCAGAAAAAUAAACGGAACUUCCACACGUGUGAUCUGUGUGACAAAGUGAUCAUUGGUGACCUUGAGUGGACAGCUCACCUAAAGUCUAAGAAACAUCACUAUCAUGUGAGAAAGAAGAGGAGGUCUGAUCCAGCCUGUGAUCCAGUCCCAGAGUAGCGCUGCAGCUCCUGCCUCUGCAGGAGAGACUCUCUCAAAGGACACUUGUGCUCCUGUUGCCCCGGGCUGCAGUGAAACCUCUCAAGAGUCUUCCCAAGACACCAGGACAACACAUGAGGAAGUACCGGUGACAUUUUAGCAACUGUGCUGACUCUGGACUACGUAUGUUGUUUAUUCAGGUUCCCACCACUGUUCUGCACUAACUGGGUGCUUCCUUAGAGCUUUUACAGAAUCACAAAUGUGGAUGUGUUUUUCUUGUACUAAGGCUUCUGUCUUCCUUCCCAUUCAGCUCUAUUAAUUUUUCCAAAAUAUUAUUUAUAACACUUAAAUUUCAAAAGGAUGAAAGUUCUUCCAGCCCUGCAAACUCAUGACACUGAUCCUUACACGGUGAAUAACAACAAGCAGAUUAGAGACUAUUUUCUCUCCACAUUUGCACUUGUUCAUGCGUUAGCAGUAUGGAUCUUUGAAGCAGAAGCAGUCUAUGGCCAGGACAGUUCAACAUUUUGGAAAGUUAAUUUUAAAUUUUUUUCUGAAUGUGCCUUAAGUGAAGUGGCAACCUUUGAUAUAGUUGGUACUGAAUGAAAAUGUUCUAUUUUGCAAGUUCUUGCCACGUAUUAAGCCUAACUACUACGCACUUUUAACUUCUUCCAGCUGCUUUGGAAAAUAUUGAAUAAACCAAAUGAUCUUAAAAUUUCUCGACCAA